AUGCCCGCUGUUUCAAAAUUCUCGAAAAUCCGCUGCAGAAUUUCACCUAAUUCAGGAUAACAAGUUCAUCCUCAAGGGCCGUUUGAAGCCACCAGCAGUCACCCGAUGCUCACCGCCUACCUCAUAAUUCUACUGAGGUCCGUAGCCGAUCAGUCGAAACCUAUAUCUCCCAAAUCGAUCUUUGAGGUUGGUGCCUGA
Messenger RNA from Haemonchus placei, 198 nucleotides. The record is from the annotation of a GenBank genome assembly. Lineage: Eukaryota; Metazoa; Nematoda; Chromadorea; Rhabditida; Trichostrongylidae.